This is a messenger RNA of Dromiciops gliroides (monito del monte), 3440 nucleotides long. RefSeq names its product cytochrome P450 4V2. Lineage: Eukaryota; Metazoa; Chordata; Mammalia; Microbiotheria; Microbiotheriidae. The transcript has 11 exons. Gene Ontology annotation, molecular function: monooxygenase activity; heme binding; oxidoreductase activity, acting on paired donors, with incorporation or reduction of molecular oxygen. Bases 579 to 2141 code for a protein of 520 amino acids. The record is from RefSeq and is a predicted model, not a curated record.
GAGUUCGGAACCCCAGCUGUUGCAGUCCGGGCCGCGCAGAGCCAGCCUGGCUUUGGUCCUCUGUACUUCGAAGAUGAGAGUUGGCCCCCGGGGGCCUUUGCGGACCUCGGCUUCCUCUGCAGAGGCCCGGCAGCGUUUCUGAGGGUUUGGGGAACAGAGUUCAGCUUUCGAAAACGAUUGCGUAUUAGACCUCUUUUGUUCUUCCCUCUCUCCCAGGACCGUAACCCGAGCCUGGGGAGCAAACAGAAACCCCACUGACCCCGCCUGGAGUUCCCGUGACUCCUCCUUCCUCCCUGGCCCCAGCUGCGGUGCCCAGCCUAGCGCGGAUAGUUUACAAAUUAGCCCCUCGAGAAGCCAGUUCCCGUGUGGGUGGGUUGCUGGCUGGCUGGUGGCUGACAGCAUCCCUCCUCCAACGCCCCGAGCUCCCGCACUGUCAGCUUGGGCUCCCCGGACGGCGCAGCUGACUGGCGUGCCAGGACAAGACGGGGCUGGCCUAUAGCGAGCCCAGGCUGCCCACGGAGAACCUCCUUUCCCGUGCAGCUUUAUUUAGCUCGGCCUGAGAGCUGCAGGUCGCCACGAUGGGAGGAGAGAUGUGGUUAGUGCCUAUCGGGCAGAAACUGCUGUACUGGGGCGCCACGGGCGCCCUUACUCUGCUGGGCACCAUCCUGACGCUGACCCUGUUGCAGAUGCUGGUCGCUUAUUACCGGAAAUGGCAGCAGAUGAAAGCCAUCCCCACAGUUGCCACUUCGUACCCACUGGUGGGACACACCCUCUUGAUGAAAUCUGAUAGCCAAGAAUUUUUUGAACAGAUGAAUUACUAUGCUGAAGAAUACAGACAGGAACCACUGCUAAAACUGUGGGUAGGACCAAUGCCAAUGGUGGCAUUGUAUCAUGCGGAUAAUGUGGAGGCUCUUUUGUCAAGUUCAAAACACAUAGACAAAUCCUACUUGUAUAAGUUCCUGCAACCCUGGCUUGGCCUCGGACUCCUUACAAGUACUGGAAACAAGUGGCGAUCCAGGAGAAAAAUGCUUACCCCAACCUUUCAUUUCACGAUUCUGGAAGAAUUCUUAGAUGUCAUGAAUGAACAGGCUAACGUAUUAGUCAAUAAGCUUGAAAAACACGUUGACCAAGAGGCCUUUAACUGUUUUCUUGAUGUCACUCUUUGUGCCUUAGACAUUAUCUGUGAAACUGCUAUGGGUAAAAAUAUUGGUGCCCAGGCCAAUGGUGAUUCUGAGUAUGUCCGCUCAGUUUUUAGGAUGACUGAUAUAAUACUUCGCAGAAUGAAGAUGCCGUGGCUUUGGCUUGAUCUGUGGUUUCUUAUGUUUAAAGAAGGAUGGGAACACAAGAGGAGGCUAAAGAUCCUACAUGAUUUCACAGACAAGGUUAUUGAAGAACGAGUCAGACAAAUGAAGGAAAAUGAAGCACAGAAGAAUGAUGACAUGAAACCAAAGAACCUCAAGCGUCGGGCUUUUCUAGACUUGCUUUUAAAUACAAAUGAUGAAGAUGGGAACACACUAAGUCACCAGGACAUUCGAGAAGAAGUAGAUACUUUCAUGUUUGAAGGUCAUGAUACCACAGCAACAGCUAUGAACUGGGUUAUCUACUUGCUAGGUUCCUACCCAGAAGCCCAGCGCAAAGUACACGAUGAACUGGAUGAAAUCUUUGGAAAAUCCAACCGCCCGGUUACAGUAGAUGAUCUUAAAAAACUUAAAUACUUGGAUUGUGUCAUCAAGGAGAGCCUUCGUCUCUUUCCUUCCGUUCCUUUUUUUGCCCGUACUCUCAUUUCAGAUUGCUUUAUUGCUGGUUACAAAGUUCCAAAAGGGACAGAAGCGGUUAUCUUACCCUAUUCCCUUCACCGUGAUCCAAAGCACUUCCCAGAUCCUGAGGACUUCCGGCCUGAGCGAUUCUUCCCGGAGAAUGCUCAUGGACGCCAUCCGUAUGCUUAUGUUCCAUUCUCUGCUGGACCCAGAAACUGUAUUGGUCAGAAGUUUGCAAUGAUGGAAGAAAAGACUGUCAUUUCCUGGUUGCUGAGGCGGUUUUGGAUCGAAUCCAUUCAAAAAAGAGAAGAACUUGGCCUGAUGGGAGAGCUGAUUCUUCGGCCAAAUAAUGGCAUCUGGAUUAAGCUGAAGAGGCGAACAUAGGAGGGAACAUCAAAUUCAGUCAUUUGUAUUGGCAAUUCAUCAUCUAGUCUGAAAAAUCCUACAGAGAGAGAGAAGGUGGGGUUGGGGAAGGAGGAAGGGGAGAGAGAGAGAGAGAGAGAGAGAGAGAGAGAGAGAGAGAGAGAGAGAGAGAGAGAGAGAGCCAGCACUAGCUUACAAAAUUCUUGAUGAUUAAUUGUGGGCCUUCUGGUAGAGGACCCUUUUCAAAGAUGUGAUCUGUCUGUUUUCAAUGAUUUCAGGAUUAGAGCUAUGAAAACACAGUUUGUGCAUAUCAACUAUCAAUACAAAUGUUGGUAGUGAAGACAUCUUUGAAAUGUUUCCUCAGGUGGUCACUGAUGUCAGUCACAGGAUGAGAAGGCAACAAAUUUCCCAGCCUGGAGGAUAUCUAUUGAUUUGUUGUCAUCUGUUUAUAGAUCCAAAUAAAUCAAGGAAAUCAACAGGUUUUUAAAGAGAAAUACUGACAUUUAACUUGUACUUAAGUUCUUAAGAACUCCCUUUUCUUUAAGUCAGUUAUACUUUCACUGAUAGGAUCCAUCCUGAAGAAUAGCUACAAUUCUUUUGAGAUGAAAGAUCUCUUUUGUUUUGAUAGUUGAAGAAAAAAAACCACUAGCAUCAAGGGAAUUUUAAAAUAAUUUUGUGAUUUAUAAAAAUUUUGCUUGCAGUAAAAUUAUUUUAAAGCACUUUAUAUUUUCAAAGCACUUAAUAGUCAGUUAUUCAUAAUUUGCAUAAAGAAACAGGAUUUUUAGAGCCAAAGGGGACCUUAGAGACUUCCAGAAAUCUUCACCCCACUCACCCUGCCAGGAGAAAACCAUCACCUAAGAGGAAUCAAAAAGGUCUCUGGAUAGCCCAAACCAAAUGUCACAAAGCAGAUGCCUUGAAGCCAUGUACUUUUUAAAGCCAUACUGAUUUUUACUUAGUGCAUGAUUCUAAUAUUUUUUUCUAGUUUCUUAAUCCACAGAAAAUCAUAAAGUGUGUGGUGCAGGACAGAGAGUGUCAAAAUCCUAGUGAUCGGUUCAUUGAUAGCACAAGAGAGUAAAACUAGGAAGUAGACAGAAAUAUGCAAUUGCCUUUCAAUUAAAAGGGAAAUGCUUCAACAUUAGAUGCUUUCAGAGGUAGGAUUGAGUUAGCGAAUGUGUAUAGAUAAAAUGUUAAGUGGAAUGGUUUUGUCUCUCAGUCUAACAUGACCAUGGUUAUCAUAUACCUACAGUUGUCUAAUAAUCACAUAUGGGAUUUGAAAUAUUGAAAUUAAGUCACUGACUUUUGGAAAUAAAUUUUUAUUAU